AUGGCGGAGGAGGCGCCACCCGAGGCGGCGGCGCCACCCGAGGCGGUGGCGGAGCCUCCCGAGGCGGAGGCGCUGCCCGCGCGGGAACCGGCGCGGCAACAGCCGCAGCCAGAGCAACGGAGACCUCCGCGGCCCCGGUCGGUUGUUGUCAUUGACAGGCAGCUGUUUGACCACCUCUCAGCAACAAAGAUGAAGAUCGGCAAGGCCCCGGCGCUCCUGAAGAAGGCAGCAGCUAUGUGCAAGAGCAAGACCGGUGUCCUCACGGCUAGGCUCCUCGUCCUUGCCGCGGUCCGUCGCAGGAUGGUCACAGUUGGCGCCAUUUCUCACAGGAUCCAUGCCCUCAUUGUGGCCGACUGGAAGAAGGGUGCCAAAGUGGACUACCACAAGGCUCUCAUGCUCCGCAAGGUCGAGAAGCUGAAGUACCAAGUCUGUGCGAUGGUCGAUCCGUCCCACCAUUUAGCAUUGUUUGAUCAAGAGGAUGGUGUUGGUGGCUGCACUGACUGGACACUGCACCCCAUCUUCAGCGACGGUGACGAUUUCUGUUACACUGACGAGUACGACAGAGAUGAUGAUGACGGAGAUGAGCCCUCGGUGAUGAAUGCAAUAAGGAUCAACCAGGAGGCUGAUUUGGAAUUCAAUAUGGACGACGAUAUUGACCUGGCUGCUGAAAUGUUCAUCAGAAGGUUCCAUGAGCAGAUGAACGAGAGCUUCUUAUGA
Molecule: messenger RNA, 717 nt
Organism: Triticum dicoccoides
Lineage: Eukaryota; Viridiplantae; Streptophyta; Magnoliopsida; Poales; Poaceae
Exons: 2
Coding region: 1-717 (238 amino acids)
Source: RefSeq, a predicted model, not a curated record